Kalmanozyma brasiliensis GHG001 is the source of this 849-nucleotide messenger RNA. RefSeq names its product SGNH hydrolase-type esterase domain protein. Lineage: Eukaryota; Fungi; Basidiomycota; Ustilaginomycetes; Ustilaginales. Gene Ontology annotation, biological process: triglyceride catabolic process. The record is from RefSeq and is a predicted model, not a curated record. Bases 1 to 849 code for a protein of 282 amino acids. The transcript has a single exon. Gene Ontology annotation, molecular function: triacylglycerol lipase activity.
AUGGUGCGAGUGAUCUCGCUUGGCUCAUCCUUCGCUGCAGGGCCCGGCAUCGACCCUCAAAGCAACCUCGAUGCAGGGCGAAGCUUCAACAACUACCCCAACCUCUUCGCGCGCAAGCUCGGCCUCGAUCCUACCGAUACCUCUCAGUUUCUCGACCUGACUGUUUCAGGCGCGACGCUGCUCAACGUCAACACGGACCCCCAGACUGCGGGUAAUACGACGUUUCCGCCUCAGCUCGAUUCCCUUCCUCCUGUGCAAGAUGGCGAUGACGGCAGCGACCUGGUCAUCACCAUCACGGGCGGUGGCAACGACAUGUUCUACAUCGGCAGCAUGUUCGCCUGGACGCUCAAGCACACGCUGUGGGGCAAGCUGGUCACAUGGCUGCUGAUGAGGCGGGAAGAACGCGAGUGGCUCGAGCAACCAACAGUCGCGACGCCGGAGCAGGUCAGCCAGCGCUUCGCGUUUCUUCUCGACAGCCUCAGACAAAGGUACCCCAAAGCAAAGAUCUACCUCGUUGAGUACUUCGCCAUGAUUGGCCCCGACACUGUUGCUGGGAAAGACGUUGGCUGGGAUCAACAGCAGAUACAGCGGUAUGAGGAGACGGCGGAACUGCUGCAGAAGCUAUACAAACAGGCAGCGGGGGAUCGACGCGGGGUUCAUGUCGUUCCGUUGGCAGAGGUGUCGAAGAAGCACGCACUGGGGUCGCCGGAGCCGUGGGUGUCGGAUGGCUCGCUCUUGAACUUCUACAGGCACGGGGCAUACCAUCCUAACCUCAGAGGGAUGCAGGCGGCAAGCGAGAUCCUUUUGGACUUCCACGAGAAGCUGCAGUCGCAAGAUAAGUGUCCAUGA